CUCGAGAUUCGCAUCAGCGAGGUGCACGAGGCGAAAGACGACUUUGAGGAAGAGGUCGUCUUCAAAGGCGUCGAUCCCAUCACUGGAAGGAUUCCAGCGGAAAGAAUCAUCAGAUUCAUCGAGGAAUGGCUGAGAUCGGUAAACACGAUAAUAGAGAGGCUACGGUUAAAGAGCGCGACGAUAAAGAUGCAAAUCAAAAAGGCUAAACAGCAGCUGAUCCAGAGAGAGGAGCUUGGGGAGGCGCUUCACGCCGUUGAUUUCGAACAAUUGAACAUCCAGAACAAGGAUUACGCAAGAAUGAUCGAGGAAAAGAAUCGCUACGUGUUCGAGAUGAAGAAGAUCGCAGGCCACUACCACUUGAAAUUGACGCAACACAAACAGAAACUUAGCAAUCUGAUGCUCUCGUUGAACGAGGUGAAGAAAGAAAUCGCGCUGAAACAGCAACAGAUCGAGGAAUUGAAAAUUGAACGCGAGGAGAUAGAGAUUGACUUGAAACGAAGGGACGAACGUUUGAAGAAACUAUUAUUUUUUAUGGACCGCUAUAAGGCACCAGAUAUCCUAGACUUCGUAAGAUUAAUGGUGGAACUGAAGGAAUUAGGAAAGACCUACAGACUUUUAGACAGACGGAGGAACAUCGAAAAAAUAAUAUUUCAAUCCUCCCAAAGACACGUCCGGAACAACACUAAUCCUGAUAUUAGCCACGAGUCUGUGCAGAACAAAAAGCUGAUAUCAGGUACGAUGUUCCCGAUCAUAUCGUACCACAAAAUGUCGCUUCCUUUCAUCUAG
Molecule: messenger RNA, 786 nt
Organism: Colletes gigas
Lineage: Eukaryota; Metazoa; Arthropoda; Insecta; Hymenoptera; Colletidae
Product: coiled-coil domain-containing protein 113
Exons: 5
Coding region: 187-786 (199 amino acids)
Biological process (GO): cilium assembly
Cellular component (GO): axoneme; ciliary basal body
Source: RefSeq, a predicted model, not a curated record